Molecule: messenger RNA, 665 nt
Organism: Euleptes europaea (tarantolino)
Lineage: Eukaryota; Metazoa; Chordata; Lepidosauria; Squamata; Sphaerodactylidae
Gene: RNF11
Product: ring finger protein 11
Exons: 3
Coding region: 73-537 (154 amino acids)
Source: RefSeq, a predicted model, not a curated record
GCCGCCGCCGCCGCCUGGAUCUGCCGUUGUGUCUCUGAGCGGAAGGAGACUCCCCACUUCCCUUUGGGGGAGAUGGGGAAUUGCCUGAAAUCCCCCACCUCGGAUGACAUUUCCCUGCUGCACGAGUCCCAGUCGGACAGGGCCAGCUACGGCGAUGGGACCGAGCCGGACCAGGAGCCGCCGCCGCCAUAUCAGGAACAGGUUCCAGUUCCAGUUUACCAUCCAACUCCUAGUCAGACCCGCCUAGCAACACAGCUUACAGAGGAGGAACAAAUUAGGAUAGCGCAACGUAUAGGCCUUAUACAACACCUGCCGAAAGGAGUCUACGAUCCUGGUCGAGAUGGAUCUGAGAAAAAGAUCAGAGAAUGCGUGAUCUGUAUGAUGGACUUUGUUUACGGGGACCCUAUCAGAUUCCUGCCAUGCAUGCAUAUUUACCACCUGGACUGUAUAGAUGACUGGCUGAUGAGGUCUUUCACGUGCCCUUCCUGCAUGGAGCCCGUGGAUGCAGCACUGUUGUCCUCCUAUGAGACUAACUGAGCCAGAGUCUCUCUUCUGAUCUGUCAAGGAGACCAUCCACUUUAAUGGGUUUGAUCCUUUGUCAUUCUGCCCAAAGAACCAGGCAUUAGGAAACAAGAUCGUGCACAAUAAUUAAAAAAAAGCUCAAU